CCUCCUUCCUCACCGUGGUUGUCACAGACAGGAGCGGUUCCUGUCCACUCUCCAGUCAGGGUGCAGUUCCUCUGGGCCGACCCGGACAGGGUGAACCCUUCCAGGCAGGAGAAGCUCUGCGUUGUCCCGACCCGGAGCCACUGGUCCCUGGGCCAAAAGUCGCCGUGGUCCAGCUGGAGCUGACCGGGACACAGCACAUCUACGCGACGGAGACGGAGGAGGUGGCACGGAGACAAGGGUGUGAGGGAAACAAAGUCCUUCUGUAUGUGUCACAGAGGGCCCGGGUCUGCUGGAAGGUCGAAGGCCGUGAGAUCGAGCCGCAGCGGAGGCCUGUGUUUCGGAGCAGAAGGCGGACAAUGUCAGGAAAGCCCGGGAAAACCUCUGUGACGCUCCCUCAAAGAGAAAUGUCUCCCUCGCUCCGUCGCCCUGGAUGCUCUCGUCACAACGCCGGGCUCUCUGAGACGAGGAGGACUCGCUAGAUUCCCCCCCCCCCCCGUGAGAGGGGACAACGGAUUGAAGAUGUCUGACCUCAGCCAAGUCGCUGUGUACUCAGACUCCUCGGAUAUUUAUAAGAAUGUUUUCUGCAACCCCGCCUUCGAGCUGGAGGGGGAGCAAGAGGAGAGGGUGGAGGGCUUCAGGACGUCCUCGUCCACCCCUGAGCCAAUCAAACCACCAGCAGCUAGCUGGGGUCUGCUUGGGGUGUGUGCAAUGCGCCUGCAGGGUCCAGGUUGCGGCUGGGGGGUGGUGGUGGUCUCCGCCGCUGCUCUGCUCCUGUUGACGGCCCUGGGACUGGCGCUGGCCCUCGUCCUCACACAGAUGAAGGAUCAGGCAGUGGAGGAUCAGCUGUUGACGACCGGCCCUCCGGACCCAUUGAGCGCGGGAGAUGGCGGUUCCCGCACUUUACCCACAAUCCCAUCCAACAGAAGCCAAUGGGACAGUACAGCCGCGCCGCAGCCCACGAGGAUCCCCUUGUCUGAAACACGUUGUGGAGGGGUACUGACCGACUCGGAGGGCAGCUUCAGUUCCCCGAACCACCCCGGCUCCUACCCGCCGAACUCCCUGUGCGUGUGGGUGAUCCGAGUGCCGCCCCCCUCCACGGUUCAGGUCCACGUUUCCUCCUUGUCGGUGGAGGGGCCCUCCCCUUGUCUCUUCGACUGGCUGGAGGUGCAGGAGCAGACGGAGCGGAGCUCUGUGGUCACCAGGUUCUGUGGCAGCGUAGCGCCGCCAACGGUCAACGCGAACAGCAGCACGGUGUGGGUCACCUUCCGCUCGGACGCCAGCAUCGCAGGCAACGGCUUCGCGGCCCAGUACAGGGCCUCACAGCCCGGACACAAGAGCUGCUCCAGGGAAGAGUUCAUGUGCGACGGCGGUCGCUGUCUGCUGCCUGCGUCCGUGUGCGACGGUCGACCGAACUGCCGCGACCAAGCGGACGAGGCAAACUGCAGCCACAAACACACGGAAUGUGGCGGGCAGGGGUCAGGUCCUCACGGUUACCUGACGAGUCCAAACCACCCAAAACCUUAUCCUCACCAGCAGCUGUGUGUGUGGUAUAUCUCCGUCGAGGAGGGUCACGUCAUCACGCUGAGCUUCGGGAACUUCAGCCUGGAGACACAGGACGUGUGCGAGUUUGACUACGUGGAGGUGCACGACAGCGUCGACCCCGGAGCCGGAAGAGUCCUGGGCAGGUUUUGUGGCACCGCCGUCCCGCCGGACCUGACCUCCUCUGGCCCCCGCAUGACGGUGGUGUUUGUGGCUGACGAGGGAGUGGCCGACAGCGGCUUCAACGCCACAUACCAGGCUGUGUCUGUACUGGACAGGACGUGUGGUCCCAGCCAGUUUGCCUGCAGCACAGGCGAAUGCCUACAGCGGCAGUGGUUGUGCGACGGCUGGAACGACUGCCCCGACGGAGCGGAUGAACAGGGAUGUGGCAACUCCACCUACCCUCCCUUCACGUCGUCGUGUGAGUCUAUAGAGGUAGAGAUGUGUCAGGGCCUCAGCUACAACCUCACAUCAUUCCCAAACAUCUGGCUCUCCAUUGGCGAUCAGAGGGAAGCUGCCACACUCCUGCGACAGUACCAGGUGCUGAUGGAGCUGGCCUGCUUUCAACCCCUCCAGCGGCUGGUGUGUGGGAUGUUCCUGCCCCAGUGCAGCCCCCAGGGCGGCGUCCUCCAGCCCUGCCGCUCGGUUUGCUCCUCCGCCGAGCAGCAAUGCAGUCCGGCCCUGGACCUCUUCUCAUUCAGCUGGCCCUUCAACUGCCACCUCCUGCCCGACUCGCAGGACCCCAUGGAGUGCUCGCUGCCUUGACGCCACCAGCGUUUUAAACGUUUAGCCGUGUUGUUAAUAACGGAGAUGCUCAUCGUCGCCCCGAUGAGACAUUUUCUGAAAACAUGUCGCACCAGAUUUGCGUGAAGUGUUUGGAAUUUUCACAGAAAAAAACUGGAAACUAAUUUUCUGAGCUCACAUCAGCUGUACCACAGCAUGUCAAGUGUGAUGCAGACAGCGGUAUGACUUGUGAAGACUGCAACCUCCAUUACACACACAUAAAGCUUUUAUGGUGCAAACUGAUGAUGUUUCCAAGUGGCAGCCUGUGAAAGUUAAAAUGUGUAGGACCUAAAAUUGAACCUUGAGGUACACCACAAUUAAUUUUGUAGCUUUUAUGGUGCGUUCCUACCGGACAUGAGUUACACCAUGACUGCAACCUCCAUUACACACACGACGCUUUAAUGGUGCAAACAGACAAUUGUGGCACAGUAGCCGUUUCACACAAAAUUCAUGAAAAUAUUUUUUAUCCCCCCCUCUGAUUGAAAAUCAAACUGUUAUAAAUCAUCGCACCUUUUCGCACCUUUUA
This is a messenger RNA of Scophthalmus maximus (turbot), 2848 nucleotides long. Its product is annotated as membrane frizzled-related protein. The record is from RefSeq and is a predicted model, not a curated record. Gene Ontology annotation, molecular function: protein binding. NCBI's taxonomy places the organism in Eukaryota, Metazoa, Chordata, Actinopteri, Pleuronectiformes, Scophthalmidae. The transcript has 14 exons. Bases 520 to 2304 code for a protein of 594 amino acids.